CGCGAUUUGAAAUUUUUUUAAUGGUAUGGAAAAGCAUUUCGCGUCGUUGAAAUUACUAGAUACCGAUACUGAUUGGAAAUUAACAGAAGCCGUCAGCUAUUCCAACUUGCCAUCCUCACAUCGAAUGGCGGUAAAACAAAUCUAUCAAUCUGAUAGUAAGUUUAACUUGGUUAGACAGUACAGCUGUGAGGAAAGUUUCGACCAAGAUGCAAACGCAAGACAAUUACAGGUGUCGGAAAUUUUACAGACCGACGACGAUAAGUACAACACCGAGUGUCAGAUGACAAACUCUUAUUCCGAUUCGUUUUGGCGAUUCAGUACAAGUAACGGUAUAUUAAAAGCAGCUAAAUUUCUGCCAAACAAAGCAUCGAACGAAGUGGGACAGGAUAAAGUUGAAAAUAUAAGUGCUGUAAACGAAUCUAAAUUUUCGCUGCCUUGUACUGUGGCAAAUGCAGAUGUAGAAAAUAAAACUAAUCGCGUAUCUUUUGCCGAAUCUAGAAACUCGGGAAAAGCAAAUACCGAAAUAAAACGAACCGAUACUACAAAAGAGAAAGAGAAAAAUGAAAACACUUACAAAGAUUUAAAGAAAAGGUUCAGACCACUGAUAGUAAAAAAGAAAAAUCCUACAAAUAAGAAGAUGAACGUGUAUUACUGCAGCUGUUUAACCGUAUGCAUAAUACCGGCAAUAGUUGUAAUGUUUGCAUUGUUUUUCAAUUUGGAUCAAACAGAAAGAAUCUGUAAUUGUGAGACACUUUUGUCAAAUGCCAGUCUUGAAUUGCAACAGAAGAUACACGGACAAGAAAAGGCAAUUUCACGCAUUAUUCGGUACUUUGAUGAAAAUUAUUCCCACCUGAAAGUUCUAUGCAUCAUAGGUGGAACAGGUGUUGGGAAAUCUUACACUGCCAAAAUUAUAACCAAACAUUUUCCCCUGAAAAAUGACAUUUUCAUAUACGAUGCAGUGCUCGAUCGUUCUGUAGACCUAGCUGCACAGAGUUCACUGGGUCUACAACAGUUACUCGUUGUAGAAAAUUUAAAACUGAAACACUUGAACAUCUUUAGCGAUAUAAUAGAUGUCUUAAGAAAGACAAAAGAUAAAUGUGUGACAGUAGUUGCAAUUUUCAACGUAGAAGAAGUGAAUAGUUCUCUAGAAAGGAAGGUAGAUCUGGUACAAAGUGAAAAUGCGAUUCUCCAAGCAAUGGCUGAUAAAAAAAUUGAUUUGUCGAUUGUACCUUACGAACCUUUGAACGAAGAAGCAUUAGAAAUCUGUAUAACAGAAGCAGCAUUGACUAGUGGCUUAACACUCACAAGCGAUCAAGUAAAUGAAAUUAAACAAAGUUUAAUACUUUCUGGCAGUGGCUGUAAAAAAGCAUAUGCUAAAGUACAAGUUAUCCAUUGA
Molecule: messenger RNA, 1396 nt
Organism: Habropoda laboriosa
Lineage: Eukaryota; Metazoa; Arthropoda; Insecta; Hymenoptera; Apidae
Exons: 2
Coding region: 26-1396 (456 amino acids)
Cellular component (GO): endoplasmic reticulum lumen; nuclear envelope
Molecular function (GO): ATP hydrolysis activity; ATP binding
Source: RefSeq, a predicted model, not a curated record